This is a messenger RNA of Varroa destructor (honeybee mite), 7391 nucleotides long. RefSeq lists its product as uncharacterized. The record is from RefSeq and is a predicted model, not a curated record. Gene Ontology annotation, biological process: regulation of transcription by RNA polymerase II. Gene Ontology annotation, cellular component: transcription regulator complex; chromatin. Lineage: Eukaryota; Metazoa; Arthropoda; Arachnida; Mesostigmata; Varroidae. Gene Ontology annotation, molecular function: RNA polymerase II cis-regulatory region sequence-specific DNA binding; protein dimerization activity; DNA-binding transcription factor activity, RNA polymerase II-specific.
CAGAGAGGUUGCGAUGUUUUGGUUGUUGCGCGAGCGACUGCUGCGUCGGCAGCCAUCUUAUGUUUUCUGGGAAUGCGCCGCUGCUUUGUAGUUCGGCUGCUGGUUGUUGGAGGAUGAAACAUUGCUGCGUCCCCUCCGUUGCCGCCUGGCCUUGAGCCGCGCGCCGUGCUGGGCCCUCUGAGGGCUAGUGCCAGUGUAGAAGUGAAUCGUUCAGUCGUGCCGAGAGGUGUUCAGUGUCCGUUAGUGCUCGACAAACCGCCCCUUGCCAUAGUACCAAUACCCCCGACGACAAAGAUCCCCGAAAACCCCGGUGGCCGCAAAGCGUGAGGUGGUAGUGAAAGCUGCAACGCUACGCGAGCCAGCCGAGCACCACUGGUGUACCUCAACCGAAUUAACAAAAUGAGUGAAGAACGUAAGAACUUUGAGGAGCUGACGACUUCCCGAGGAAUCGAGGAUAUCGGCAGCGCUAGUUGGUAUAUGGCCGGUUCCGAGCAGGCGGAACAGAGUCUAGCCGAUAUGGGUUAUCCGUCGACAACUGCGGGACGACAUCACGACUUCCCUAUCCAUCACACCACCACGCUCCCUCCCUGGACACAGCCUACUCCGUCUUAUGUGGACGAUGCAUUUCCAACUCCGAACGGUUCUGGCAGCUGUUCAAAAGCGUACGUCAAUCCCUACCUCGACGUCGUGGCGUCGGGUCAUCCAGGCCAGGAUCCGUACACUGAUCCUGCAUGGUCGUGUUACGCAGGUUCAUCUGGAGGCUAUCCCGGAAGCUACGGGGUACCACCGCCACCACCGCUUCAACCCCUACAACCGAUCGAAGAGGCGACACCGCCUGGUGGCUAUUCAAAACAGCCUCUUCCACCUUUAGCUACGCUACCACCGAUGUCAUCGUUCUGCAGAACGGACAUGACUGCUGCUGGCUCGCCACCACCUCUGAUCAGUUCGUUGAAGCCCGUGACUGGGGGCUUUCCACCAACGGGACUGCAGCCAUCCUCAGCUACAGCUGUACCCGGAGUAGUUGGUCUACCUGGUGGUUUGGGCAGUGGAUCAGCCACCCCCGUCGGGUACUCAGGCGGAGGUUCAUUGUCAUCUCCACCUCCUACAGUGUGGUCAAAUCCGUCUGCUCAGACGCCGCCACUGAUAGGAGCCACCGCAGCCCCACCAAGAUCACUUAGUCUACUUGAUGUCACACGACCAGAGGAACGCGGCUUUGAGGAUUCUGGGGUUGGGGUUCCUCUUUCGGGUGAGUUUGCAUCAACAUCUUCAAGUCCAGUUACGGGUGUGGCUAAGAUGUCACCUAGUGGUGAAGGUAAAUCCGAUAUAAAGCGUAUUGCUAAACUGCCUCUGCAAGUCUCGGCUGCCCUACCGUCAGGUCACGGAGUUAAGCGAGCGCGAAGUGCAGCGUCAUCGAACUCCGGAUGGCACUCAAGCAAUUCCAAUUCCGGCGACGGCGACGGAGACGGGUUCGCUGGCUCAGAUAUGGAAGACCUUGAUCCGGAGACGAAAAUGGAACGCGAAAAGGAGAAACGGCAGGCAAACAACGCCCGUGAACGUAUCCGAGUUCGUGAUAUUAAUGAAGCGUUUAAGGAACUAGGUCGAAUGUGCAUGCUACACCUGAAGACUGAUAAGGCGCAGACGAAACUCAACAUUCUACACCAGGCAGUCGACGUGAUCACGCAAUUGGAACAGCAGGUCCGCGAACGAAACCUCAACCCGAAGGCAGCCUGCUUGAAGAGGCGCGAGCAGGACAAAAGCGAUGACCCUGCUUUGGCGGGUGCCUUCAGCCAGGCAGUAACUGGAACUGGUACCACCUAUGGUGGAGGGGCAGGACAAUUGAGCAAUCAAAUGACGCCUUCAUCAACGGCCGCUUGGAUGGAUUACGGCCACAGGACUGCGGCCCUUGGGGCCCCGCCAGCGGAACAAACGACCUAACGUUAUCUGGCGGACACCCUUAGUACUUAAGUAUUAUCAUCCAUAGUGAUCUGUACUACUGUAUCAUACGAAGAACUGACGACAAUAUAUAUAUAUAUAUAUAUAUAUAUAUAUAUAUAUAUAUAUAUAUAUAAAUAAAUAAUAUGAAAAUAAGUUAAAUGACGAUGACAUUGACGAGAUCUGAGUGAAGUGAAACGAGCGAUGAACGACAGGAUUGGUAGUGGAAUGAAUUAUGAAGCAGAGAACUCGCGAGGAAACGAUCGUGUAUGGAUGAGUGGAAAAUAAAAAGAACGAAAUAGAGCAUGCUGCUAGUGGCGAAUAGUGCAUCGAGGAAAUUUGUUUUAAAAUACAAAUUGCAUUUAGACACAAAUAGUUAAUCAAUAUAUUGGGCUGAAGGAAAGAAGCUCGAUUGAUCGAGAAAAAUAGAAACGGUACACAUCGCUCUAAUCAUGCUGUUCUCGAUACUCAGUGAAAAACAAAUGGCUGAAUGGUUAAUUGUAAUUAACGGAUAUCUUGCGAUGCACAAGAAGCAAACAAAUCGCAUUGGAGAAUCCUUUAUAACAAAGACGCAUUUGAAUCGAAGCAACAGUCUGAUCUGAUUUGUCAAUGCUUUUUGGCACUUUCAGCUAAAAAUGGCAUUUAGAGAUUGUUGAAGCAAUGUGGGCGAGCUGGUUAAUUGAAAGUCGGUAGAAAGCUAACAGUAUACAAAAUCGUUGAACAAUUUCAUGUGGAUCCAGCAAUCAUGAGGCAAUAAUGGCGAACCUUUGUCGACUGGGCAAACUUCUUGCUCGUACAAUAUAUCUCAUAAGGUUCAAUCAAAAAAAAAAUUAGCAACGUGAGAUCCUGCAAAUUAUUUGUGAAAAAUGUCUUCAAUUGCCAUUAGGCUACUACAGCGCUGUGUUGUCGUCUGGAAAAAAAACUUGAAAUUAACUUGUUCCCAAGAUAUUUCCCCACGUGCAACCAUGGUGCUGUUGACACGCUUUGUCGUGUCUUAUUUCGAUGAGAAGUUUGUCCAUUUCAGCAUGAGGUAGUCGAACGAUAUGUGAAAAAUUUAUAUUAGUCCAUUUUUGACUCGAGAGGGCAGAAUAACAAAUUAUUUAUUGAGGGCUCUUAAAACAAUAAAUGAGCACUGCUUACGUAGUGGGGACAAAAACGAACUGGAUGAGAGCGAACACACUAGAGGGUUUUAUGGAGGCCAUAGGCUCCUCCAGUGUACAUUCUGUGUAGGUAAUUACCAAUCACGAACGCGAUAAAUGAUCAUAUCGACUGCUGACUUAUUGAUGCUGACAAUGACGACAGGUGAUGAACGUGAAGAAAAAUAAUAUCUUGUACAAAUGAACAACAAUUAAUUCAUACAAAUGAAAAGUUAGAGGAAAGAAAACUGAUGAAAAGAUAUAGGCCGCGUCCCUAAGCAACUAGGUACUUCAGGACACAGACAAAACAACGGAACCGCGGCACUAAUGACAUCAAAGCAAACGGCAAAGAUGUCACAGCGGUAAUAACACCUGCAACAACAAUUGCAGUGACAAAACGUCUACAAAAGUUGAUCCAUCAUACAGCAGAAGCAGCAAGGCAUAUAUAUUCCAGAUGAUGCGUACGAUCCACACAAUAAGAUGUUUUCAAUAAAGAAAAACACAACCCUCAUACGCAGAGCUCCCAUAACCAUGCUCCAUGGUUAGCGUACAAAUGGUGCACUUAUGGGAGGGAAGGGAUAGGAUAGAAAUGUACGCCGUACAGCUAGCGCUCAGCAAAGACGUCGCUGUCGCCAGCGCUGCGCUUAGCUGUCCUAAUGGAUCAGGCAAUUAUACCAGUGCACAUUAUUAUAUCACUAUUACCAUCAUCAUUUUACGGGUAUGAUUAUUCACCAGUAAGAAUAAAAAUUACUGGAAAUAGUAUAUUUAACUACGUCGAAUGAUAUAAAGUAAAGAUGUGGGUAUUACGAUGAGUGUCAGUAUCAGGAAAAGCCUGUAGAGCCAGAACUCUGGUUUAUCAAAUUAUAAAAAAAGUUCUCAAAAAUAUUUUUUGAAUCGCGCCGACGUACGUCUAGCGACCGUUGUUGAACACGGUUGAGGUCAAUCCUAUGCGAUCGUAUCGUAUGGGACUACAUGCCACUACAUGUUUUCUGCAAGGAGUCACCUCAUUGUUUCGAUGAGGAUGUUGUCGUUCGAUAGUGAUAUAUCCCUUUUGGGAUCGUCGGGGAGCCGAGCAUAUCCCGACCUUGAGAAAAGCGGUCGCAGUCGUAUCUGGCGGAAUCAGAAAAAUAAAUUUCGAACUAACUUUCUAGAAAUUUAGUUCUUCUGAUAAACGAUUGGAAUAGAAGGCUAAGGAAUGCUGCUUUCGGAAUUACGGGGAAGAUGAUCAAAAAGCAAAAGUGGUAACAAUAGUGGAUAAUGUGUCUUAGUCACUAUGCGUUUCUUUGGCCAACAGCAUGCAAAUCAUGAAGUUAUGUUUCAAAGUAGCAUUUGUGCAAAGAAUAUAUAUAUAUACAUAAAUCAAUUAAUUUAUCAAUGAUAACAUUAUUAUACAUGUGGAAACGUGAUCACAGCGCUUCUAGUGUGCUGUGCUUGUUCAUGGAUCCGUGCUGCUCGUGUCAAAAUCAUAAUUUUUAUUACAGUUAUUCUUAAAAUGAUUUUUAAAGAUUAUUAUGAUUCAUCGUAUAAUAAUUAUUAUGAUUCGUAUUAUUAUGUUAUAGUGCUGCUCUAUGAGUGUAGUAUUAUUUACGCAGAUUAUUAUGUUAUACAUAUUGUAAUAGCUAAAUGUAGAAAAUGGAUCCAGUGGUUAGUUGGGCCAGUUUUUACGUCAUUUGUACGAUAUAUAAUUUUCCGAGCGAAAAAAAUACUUCUGUCUUCUUCUCUAUGUAUAAAACAAUUGGACCAGCGAAUAGAAUUAGUUGAUGACAAUUUUGCGUCCCGCCUCGUUCUCCGCCUCGGUGCUCUUUGUAUUUUUUGUAUCUUUUUGCUUGUAUAAUAUAUUAAUUUUUGCAUGAACUUAGGACGCUGAGGUUUUAUGUAUUCCAUUUCCAAACUCAAUGCAUCUGUUCCUUGAUUUAUCAUCUGCAAUCUCUAAGUUGUUUUUUUCGAGUUUUUUAGUUUGCCAAUGGCAUCAAAUUGGCGGAGGCUUUUAUCCCAGUUGUUACAGAAAGCCAUAAAGAGAGAGAGAGAGAGAGAGAGAGAGAGCGUAUGCUUCAUACAUGACCGACCAGAUCGUGGGGACUGGCAGAAUAUACAAUGAUGUUGGUAUUUAGGACCAGUGUUAAUAUACUAUUAAUACUAUUGUUAUCGUUUACAAUUACGAAUUAGGUUAAAUGAAUUAGCUUUCUUCCUCUAUGUGACAUGGAUUAGUAUCAUGAUGCGAACGCGACUGAUCUCCAUUUAUUAUUUUUAAUAUAACUAAUAAUAAUAAUGUGUGACUUUUUUAAAGAUGAAAUAGCAGCUGUAAAUCUGAUGGGGCACGGUUUUGUAACAAUUUAUUUUUCUGCAGACAUGAGCCUACCAUUAGCGUGCAUUUGAUUAAAUUGAAGAAUGCAGAAUUGUAUAAGAAAGCGAAAAGGAUUCGGGUCCUGGAGACACUAAUAGCUUACGUGAAAAUGUUCCCUGAUGCUGUGCUUAACUUUAGGUUUGGGGAUUAAUUUUCUUUGAGGGGCCAAAGAACAUGUGUUUAUUUCUUGUUGUUGCAGUUUUAUGGAUCUGAAUUGUGAUGUUGCAACCAGGUAUUUAGAAAGAGAUUCAUCUAAAUAUGGUGAUACAUAGGGCAUCUAGAGAAAGGAACCAACACUAAGAAAAUAAUGACAGUUUUUCUUUCAAGACCCAAUUAUUAGACAGUAACAAGUCAAUCCUGAUCUACCGACAAAAUACCAACUACAGUGGUUAUAGCAAUCUAUGGAAUGGCUCCGUACCAAUGCAUAAUUUAAUUUUAUGUUCUUAAAUUGGACUAUAUGAUUGUGUGUCUUUGAGUGUGCGUGUGUGUGCUUGACUCGAAAACAGUGGGCAAUAAUAGUUGGAGUCAUCGUUCUUUACUUCACAUGCCCUUCUCCAGACACUGCUCCAAUUGUGAUUUUGGGAUGGGAGGCAAGUUCUCAGUCUUCCUAUAUGCUGAGCGCAGGCACAGCAAACAUAUCUUGUAACUCUUCCAGGUAUACUGCCACAAAGCAGCCCAAAAUCUAGUAGAAUAUAAAACCAAUCCCCCAACGAAACAUAACGGUGACAUAACGUAUGGCUUUCUCUAAGACCUUGUGCUCUUUUCUCUAUCGCUCGGAGACUGUACGUGAGGGUACCUAAGCACAUAGCAUUUGAAAACCUAAAACAUUUGGUGUUACAAUCGCCAUGCUUGCACCCAUAAAUAUCACCAACUUGUUUUUGGUCUUGAAAUCAAUGGUGUAGUUAAUUGAAUCUUUACCAUUUUUCCACACUACGCGCAUAAACCUGUUGUAGAAACACAAGUACGCCAAUGAGGUAGCGAACCUCGAGAGGUAUUAUUAUACAUUAGAUGCUAUCACUUGGAUGGUAACAAGAGUAGGUCUGUGGGGCUUCAUUAUUUUGUAUUCACGUGCAUUCCUUUGGUGGUCGUUCAUACACGUCUUUAGCUUGUGCAGUGUUUUCUUUUUUAUGAUAUUAACCUGUAUAUUAUACUGAAAAAAGACGACGAUGAUCGAUGCAAUGUAAUGUCGAAAAACAUCAACAAUAUUGUAAUAAUACGGAACAAAGCAUAAAACAAUUCAACAAUAAAAAGGUUUCAUCUAUAUCACCAAUGAUAAUACAGCAGUCCUGUUGACACAACAAACAGCCAACAAUUGAACAAUACGGUAAGAACUGGUUUUCUGUCGUUCUGCAGCGCCAUUAUCAACUAUACGAGAGAGGGAGGGGGAGGGGGGGUAAAGGAAAGCAAAAUGAAAAACACUCUGAAAUGCUGAGAAGGGUAGUGACCAAACAUGGGCGCGUUCGAAUCAUCACAGCGUGAAGCUGCAUGAGCACCAAGUGUCAAAAAGUGACAAAAGCAGUAAAAGAAACGACGUCAACGGUGACAACAAGGUAUAUGAAACAAUUUUUGAGAACGAAGCAGUCCAGGAAAGUGCGUGCAUUGCAGAGGACGAUGUACUGUAGCACGGAAGAGCUGAAAAUCGAUGCGAUAUAGUUAAUAGUAAAAAUAGUAACAAUAUUGUCGGGAGGCGAUGAGACGCGUUGAGCCUGUUCAAUCAUUCUUCAUAUUUCUGCAUGAACCUACUUAUCAAAUGGGACGCGGUUUCUAGGUAAAGAUGAGGAAGAAAAAAGAAAUAAGUCGGUUGAAUCACUUAAUAAGAUACUAGAAUAGAUAGAAACUCUGUAUUAUAUUGCAAGAAAAAAGAAACAACUGAGAUUUUGAUGAUGCGCUCAAUAAAGAAGCACCCUGUAAACUUUUCUCUAUAAAAAAAAUAAUCUCCUUGAUGUUUUCAUUUGGUGCAGCACUACUGUGAAUAUGUC